Molecule: messenger RNA, 3186 nt
Organism: Labeo rohita (rohu)
Lineage: Eukaryota; Metazoa; Chordata; Actinopteri; Cypriniformes; Cyprinidae
Gene: lmf2a
Product: lipase maturation factor 2a
Exons: 14
Coding region: 171-2354 (727 amino acids)
Biological process (GO): protein maturation
Cellular component (GO): endoplasmic reticulum membrane
Source: RefSeq, a predicted model, not a curated record
AUGAGCGUGGGCUUAGCCAUAGUAGGAUUCGGUUGGCGAACAGCGCGCUUCUGUGUUCCUGCACGUCAGACGUGUCGCUCAGUCAGUCCUGUGCAGUCAAACCUCCCUGAUCUCCAUCUUGAGGAGAUUCCCGCUCCAUCUGUUUCCUUUAGGAGUUUACUAAACGAAAAAUGGGAGAAAUAAGGCUGCCGAGGCACAUGUUCCUGUGGUGUUUGUCUGCUAUUUAUAUGUUUGCCUUCGCGUCUGUUUACGUGCAGAUUCCAGGUCUGUAUGGGAAUGAAGGUGUGCUGCCGGCACGGUGGCAGCUGCGGGUGUCUGGCAAGAGUGUUGUUGAGCAGCUGAAGGAUUUUCCCACCCUGCUGUGGUUCGGUCCUCGUCUGGGUUUGGACACGCAGCAGUGCAUGGAGCUGCUGAGUCUGACCGGAACUCUGCUCAGUUUAAUGACUCUGGCUCUGCCGGUGCUCAGAGACUGCAGAGUCUUCCUGGUGCUCUGGAUACUCUAUCUGUCCCUUUACCAGGUGGGGCAAGUUUUCUUAUACUUUCAGUGGGAUAACCUCUUGCUGGAGACGGGAUUCUUGGCCAUUCUUAUCGCUCCCAUGAAAAUGCCCUGGUCUUCGAAGGUGCGUCUGCAUGACAACGUGACUUUCUGGCUGGUACGCUGGCUGUUGUUUCGCCUGAUGUUUGCGUCGGGUGUCGUCAAACUGACCAGCCGCUGUCCCACCUGGUGGGGCCUGACAGCUUUGACCUAUCACUAUGAGACCCAGUGUAUCCCGACCCCGCUGGCCUGGUUUGCUCAUCAGCUGCCGGUGUGGUUCCAGAAACUCAGUGUGGUGGGAACAUUUGUUAUCGAGAUCGCUGUUCCCUUCAUGUUCUUCAGCCCCAUACGAAGACACAGACUCAUCGCCUUCUACUUGCAGGUCCUGCUUCAAGUGUUUAUCGUCCUGUCUGGGAAUUAUAACUUCUUUAAUAUUCUCACCAUCACCCUGUGCCUGUCACUGCUGGAUGACCAACAUGUGAACUUCUGGCUCCGAAGACCCACACCAAAGACCGAGAGCACAUUGUUCCAGACUCUUUUCUCUGGACUGGCUUUGAUGUUAGAGAUCGGCACAUACGCUGUGCUUGGCUACUGGACCGUCAAAUACUUUGACCUGCAGGUGGACUGGGAAAAGAAGAGCGUCUCCUCCAAAACAGCAUUUACGUAUUUUGAGUUCAAUGGCUUUCUGAAGACUGUUACGGUGCCCAGUAUCUGGAUUGGUGUGCUGUCUCUCACGUGGGAGAUUAUUUCCUCCAUGUUUAAGUGUGCAUGUGUGAGAGGAGUGUUGUGGCGUCUCUGGAGCACAAUCCAGUGGGCAGUCAUGGCUGCGGCUACGGUCUCCAUGUUUGCUAUCAGUCUGGUUCCUUACACCUACAUAGAGUACGAUGCCCACAGUAACCUCUGGCCUGGGAUCCGGACAGCAUUUGAGGUGACCGACCGUUACCAGCUGGUCAACUCGUAUGGAUUAUUCCGGAGGAUGACCGGGGUCGGAGGUCGUCCAGAAGUGGUGAUUGAGGGCAGCAUGGAUCGCAACACAUGGACGGAGAUUGAGUUCAUGUAUAAGCCAGGGAACAUGAGCGCAGCGCCCCCUGUGGUGACUCCGCACCAGCCCAGGCUGGACUGGCAGAUGUGGUUUGCUGCUCUGGGGCCGCACACACAGAGCCCCUGGUUCAGCAGCCUCCUUCACAGACUCCUGCAGGGCAAACGAGACGUGAUCAGACUCAUUCAGACAGAUGAGUCUCAGUAUCCGUUCAGCAAACAGCCUCCUGCGUACCUCCGAGCUCACCGCUAUAAAUACUGGUUCAGUGAGCCCAAAGAAGACGGGUCAUACCCCCAGCGAUGGUGGAGACGGGUUUACGUGGAAGAGUUCUAUCCCAUGGUGCACCUUGGUGACUCUUACCUUGAACAAAUGCUGGUUCAGCAUGGUUUAAAGGAUAAGGCUCCUCCAAGGCGCAGCUCGAAAGCUUGGCUCCCGCAAUUAUUGCGCCGUGUUGGUGAACGUGCACGUGAGAUUCCAGCUCCUCUCCUGCUCUGGACUCUCUUCAGCUCAGCAGCGACCGUGUGCCUCCUCAACUCUCUGCUGUCACGUGCACAUCAUCAGCAACACGAACCGCUCCAGAACAAACACGCAGAUAAACAGCGCGCAGAACGGACCGACUCCAAAGUGACAGAAGAGGAGAAGAAACACGAAGAGCAGAAAGAGGAAGAUGAAAAGGAGCAGGAAGAGAAUGCAACAAGUGAAGAAGAACAGGAAGAAGAAAUCGAAGAAGAAGAGAAUACAGAGGACAUGGAAGAGGACAGCCUCAGGAAAAGGAAGUGAGGUCUUUUUCAGGCUUUAAAUGAAACUCUGGACUUUAACACCAGCUCAGGGUAAUGUCAUCUACCGCAAAACAUCAGCACUUACAGCUUCAUAGUGUCAAAACAUUGACUUUUCUGUUUUCCCAGGCAGUUUUGAGAGAGAGUAGACAGUGUAGUGACGCAUUCACGUGUUCCAGUAGUGUCCUGGAUUUGCCUUCCAGUUUAGUUCAGCUAAACACGAUCAAAACAAGGGAUUUUGUUGUCUGGCCUUCGAUUGCUUUGACAGGUAAAUGCAAAACAAGGUAGGUUAUUGUUUUUCCCAGUGCGCACUAACUGUUUUAUAUUUUUUUAACAAACACCCAGGAUGUCUUCCACCAUGAGACCUAAACAACUGUAAAUCUGUACAUUCAAAUGCACAUGCUGGGCCUCAUUAAAUGGAAAAGUGAAAUUUAUGUAUUUAAAAUCAUAUUUACAUAAAUUACACAUUGAAUCGAAUGCAACAAAAUAUUUGUUCGAUUAUUUUUGUUUGUGUUUUAUGAAUGAAGCCCAGUAUGUGCUGCGCCUUACGAUAUACCAAGAGUAUCAGAGAAAUCUAGGUUUCAGAAAAUAUUUUAAAUAGUUUUCCAUUUUGCCUGUCAUCUUGUAUAGGUGGUGUUAUUCGACAAGAAAUGGUUUAUCAGACUGUAACUGGUUACGGUCUGUGAUAUUUGUGUAUUGUGUUGUAUUGUAAUAACAUAUUUCACCACUGUGAUGUAGUAUUUGUAUGUGUAUUGUGUUAAUAUGAGAGAAGAUGCACCAAAAAAACACUCAGCUUUAAUGUUUUGUAAUAUUUUUAAUAAACAUAGAAAAAUAUA